Molecule: messenger RNA, 1889 nt
Organism: Poecilia reticulata (guppy)
Lineage: Eukaryota; Metazoa; Chordata; Actinopteri; Cyprinodontiformes; Poeciliidae
Source: RefSeq, a predicted model, not a curated record
GAGCCGGUGUGGCACCGUGGCUCCUCCCUCCCCGCUGCCGCCGCUGAAUGUAAAGCAGCUCCGGCAGAAUAAAGGCAUUGCUGAACGACUGGCUCCGUAUCCGUGGUUCUGCUUCCUGCUGGUGUGAAACGGCUCCGGACUUUGAACGUUCAUCUGAGUCAGACUUUAAAAUGUCAGCUGCCGGGCAGGAAGCCAGCAGGUGAAGAGGAGCGGUCAGAAAGAGGAAGAGGAACAGCUCCUCUUCUUCUUCCACUUGUUGCUGAGUGAAGGCUCGUAUUUCCAGAAGCAGAAAGUCUCACUUUCACUUCAUGGCUCGGUUUCCCAUCGCUCCCAUCGCGCUGCUGCUGUUCGGACUGGUCGGCAUCCUGCUGCUCACCAUUCCCUCCCAGGACGUCCAGGACGCGCCGGGGUUCAUGAAAUGUGUUAUGAGACACAUUAACUGUGAAAACAUUGAUCUCCWCCACCUUCUCCCCGAGCCAAACCAAAAACAACUAGUCAGAGCCAGAGGGCGGGGCUUCGUGCUGCCAAUCAAACUCAUGUACUCCUUGCUAAACAUACUAAUGUUGGGGAAACAACUAAGCUUUACAAAACCAUUAUCUGUUGUCAUCAGUGGCUAUGCUUACUGGCUGAGAAAUACCAUAAUCAUCUUGAGAAAACAUGUAACUUUCAACUGUGGGGGGAUUUCUAGCUACGCCGGCCAGGUCGGAGCGGCGGGCCGAAGCCUGCGGGCGUGUCUGAACCRGGCCGUUGAGGAGAUUCCCAAGGAGAAACACUCCAACACACCUGUGUAYCUGGGAGCCACGGCCGGCAUGAGGCUGUUGAACAUGUCCAGCCCACAGCAGUCGGAUCAGAUUCUGGCCGAAGUGGCCGGCGAGAUCCAGUCGUUUCCUUUCAGCUACAGAGAAGCGGUGAUCCUGAGCGGCCAGCAGGAGGGCGCCUACGGCUGGGUCACCGUCAACUACCUGCAGGGGAACUUCAUCAAGUACGGGUUUGUCGGCCGCUGGUUGAGCUCCGGCAGAGCGACGGUGGGAGCGCUGGACUUCGGCGGCGCGUCGACGCAGAUCACGUUCGUUACUCAGGAGAAGGUGGAGGACAAAAGAAACGGGGAGGAGCUGCGUCUCUACGGCCAAGAUUACUCACUGUACACUCACAGCUUCCUGUGCUACGGCCAGAAUCAGCUCCUAAAGAGACUGCUGGCUCAAAUCGUGAAGGCAAGACGAAGUUUCUGCUCAAUACUGCAGAUGGCAUCUGUGGAAGAAGAGCCGCAUCGUCUGGGGAAUUACUGCGCUUCCUCUGUGCUCCUCAAAGCUCUGCUGCUGAGAGGAUACGGCUUUGACAACGCGACGUUCCCUGACAUUUCCUUUCAGAAUACGGUGGGCGACACGUUGGUGGGCUGGGCUCUGGGCUACAUGCUGGUCCUGAGCAAUUUGCUGCCUGCAGAAAGCGCCGGGGUGAGGAAGACUCUCACCGUCGGAGCGUGGGGAAUGCUYCUCUUCCUCUUCAUCGCCCUCCUCAUCAUCUGUGUCUUUCUGCUGCUUCGAGCGCGAAGCAAGAGGAAGAAAGGAGGCGAUGAAAACGUCAUCUAGCUGYAACAUCAUGCCUCCAGAGCUGUGAAGAAAMGAAACAAUCAGGACUUUUGGUUUUUGUUGUUAUUGCUUCUUCCAGCAAUUUCAGUGUAAAUCUGCUUCCCCCAUCAUCUGCAGCCUGGCAUUUGUUUGAGCUGUUUGUUUUUUUUUAAUUAGAUUCAUAAUACAACAUUAUCUUUCAGUGACACCAGACGGCCAAUAAGUUUGAAUUUAAUAUGGCUGCUUGGUCUUGUUUGUAAAGUUACACUGUCAAAAAUGAACAGCAAUAAUUUGGGUUAUUUAGUCUGUCAUAAAUGAAAAAAA